CGCCCGGCCAACAAAGAUCAAGAUCCAACGGCGUAGAUCUAUUCCCUCUCCUCUCCAAAGAAAAUAUAUUCAGAAUCUUCUUCCUUUCGAAAAGGAGGAGGCGAUCAGGAAUAGUAAAUUCAAAGGCCGUCCGGUUACUCUCAAUCUCCGUUCAAACGAUUCAUCUUCUCCGAUCAGAUCUGUGAAUUGGAAUCACGCGAUGGCUGCUCCUCCUGCUAGAGCUCGCGCUGAUUACGAUUACCUCGUAAAGCUUCUCUUGAUCGGAGACAGCGGUGUGGGUAAGAGUUGCCUCCUCUUACGUUUCUCAGACGGCUCCUUUACCACCAGCUUCAUUACAACCAUUGGGAUUGAUUUCAAGAUACGGACUAUUGAGCUGGAUGGGAAGAGAAUUAAGCUGCAAAUCUGGGACACUGCUGGACAGGAGCGCUUCAGGACUAUCACAACUGCAUACUACCGUGGAGCCAUGGGCAUUUUGCUUGUGUAUGAUGUCACCGAUGAAUCAUCUUUCAACAAUAUCAAGAAUUGGAUCCGUAACAUUGAGCAGCAUGCUUCUGAUAAUGUCAACAAGAUUCUAGUGGGGAACAAGGCUGAUAUGGAUGAAAGCAAACGAGCUGUUCCAACAUCUAAGGGCCAAGCUCUCGCAGAUGAAUACGGAAUCAAGUUUUUCGAGACUAGUGCCAAGACCAACUUAAACGUUGAGGAAGUUUUCUUUUCAAUUGCUAAAGACAUCAAGCAAAGACUUGCGGAUACCGAUGCCAGGGCUGAGCCACAAACAAUCAAAAUCAACCAAUCCGACCAAGGUGCAGCAGGGACAUCUCAAGCUACUCAGAAAUCAGCAUGUUGUGGUUCGUAAAAAACGUGUCCACGACGCCAUCAAAGGAGAGAAUCUAUGUGCUAUGGUGUUUUCUACAUAUUCUUUAUAACUCUUCAGACUUAGUACUCAUUGCAGGAAUCGAAAUAAUUUGUUUAAUGAAUUUGUGUAUACAUAGAUUACAUUAAAGAAUGAAGUAAUGUUUGACAAGAGAAAUUACAAAACCUAAGUGAUAUGCAGAAAGAAAAACUAGUUUACAAACUUCAAAUCAACCAAAUUCUUCCCAAACACAUAUACAAGAUCAUUCUCCAAUGGAGUUAGAUUCAAAUCCAAGCACUUGCUGCUAUUGCAUCGGUUCAAAAUCGGAUAAACCGAAGAAGAGAGAACCGGUUGAUCGGUUAUCAUGCUCGUUCUGUGCUUUCUCAUGUGCCCACCUAGAGCUUGACCUGACCCAAACAUUUGACCGCAGAAUGAACACUUAUGCGUAUCAUUUUCAUUGUUACGAUGCUUAACUUGUUCUUGGUCAACGUUCAACUUAGGUUUCUUGUGGCUAGCUCUAUGACCUCCUAGAGCUUGGAACGAAUCAAACUUUCGGUUACAUGUUUUGCAUUGGAAGUGGUUAUCGUUGGUUCUGCUUCCGGUUGAUUGCUUUACCUCUAUUUGCUUGACCACGAAACUCCGAGAUAACAUCAUGAGACCUUUUACUAUGUCUAUAUCUGUGAUGGAUUCUUCGUAAUCGGACCGGUCUCUCUUCAUGUUUUUACGGUUGAUUAUGUCUCGAGAAGAAAAAAGAGCAAUUGAGAGAAUGUACAAAUGAAUUAGGUUCUGGUUGGUUUACCUAUAGAAACAUGAGAAGAAAGCGC
Eruca vesicaria subsp. sativa (arugula) is the source of this 1674-nucleotide messenger RNA. Lineage: Eukaryota; Viridiplantae; Streptophyta; Magnoliopsida; Brassicales; Brassicaceae. The record is from the annotation of a GenBank genome assembly.